UUGACAGAUGUCAUCUUGACAGUGGUUGGUUGGGUUGUAGACAAGUUGUAGACUUUUAGGUAAUUUUAUUACUUUACCAUAUCAAAUAAUGAUAAUGAACAACGAAAAGAUCCAUGUUCAUUGAAUUAUUAAGUACGAUAAAUUGUUGAUUAUACUGAAUUAGAACCAUGUCGAAUGAAAAAACAGUACUAUCCAAAAAGCUAUCUGAAGGCCCUCACGGGUUAGGUGAUCCUGAUGACAGAACCCUGAGAAAAGUGGAAGUAGAGGUACUGAUACCUAAACUCAUGCGAGAUAAGGCUAAAAAAGAAAAAUGUACUAAAGAAGUAGCUGAAUUUGAAAAUUGCUGCAAAAGUUCUUCAUUAAUGAUGGUCAUAUCAUGUAGAGAACAAAACUCUGUUCUAAAGGACUGUCUUUCCAACUGGUAUAAAAAUGAUGCAUUCAGGAAUUUAUGUACAGAAGAAUAUUUAAAAGAAAGAAGUGAAUUCAGGAGAACUGGUGUCAAGAAACCAAUCAAAAGAGCAUGAUGUAAAGUUAGACUUUGUAGAUACUGUUAUAUUUUUUUUAGUGUAAAUAUAAAAGAUUGCAUCUAUUCAA
This is a messenger RNA of Pectinophora gossypiella (pink bollworm), 594 nucleotides long. Its product is annotated as COX assembly mitochondrial protein homolog. The transcript is spliced from 2 exons. The record is from RefSeq and is a predicted model, not a curated record. Gene Ontology annotation, cellular component: mitochondrion. Lineage: Eukaryota; Metazoa; Arthropoda; Insecta; Lepidoptera; Gelechiidae. Bases 168 to 524 code for a protein of 118 amino acids.